AUGAACGCUGAUGAAGAGAAGAACAUCAACAAACAACUUGAUCAACUCCUCGCACAAAAACAAGCAUUGGGAGAUAAAUGGAAUCCAAGACAAUACAUUCCAACUCGUAUCCGUAAGCUCAUGAAAAAACUUUCAAUUUCACUCCCAGCCAAAUGUAAGAGAAGAGAAUUCAUCGAUGAAAGUUUGAUUGAAAAAAUUAAAUAUUUGACCAAAUGUUCAUCGAAGGAAGUUGUGGAGCCACCAUCACCACCAAAUGAGGAAUGUCCAAGUUUGAACUCUGAUUUGAAGUGUAACAAGGAGACUGAGAGAAGAGUGGUUAGACUUAUUUCUAAAAAUGGAAAACAAUGUCCUGUCUAUGUCUGCAAGAAGAGAAAGAUUGAGAAAUGUAAGAAGGAAGACACACCACCACCUACUGAAAUUAAAUGUCCAGAAAUCUUCCAACAAGAUAAGCAAUGUAAGGAAGGCUACGAACAAGUCACACGACAAGUUCAAUUUGGAGACAAACUCUGUGAUCGAAAGGUCUGUGUUCGAAAAGUUCCAGAAUGUCCAAAACAAACAUUUGACAAGUGUCCAGAAGGUCAAACUCGUAAAUUCUCUACUAAUCCAGUGACAGGGUGUCCAGAAAUGACAUGUGUUCCAUUGGAAUGUCCAAAAGAAUUCCUCGAUUCAAAGAAUGUGAAAUGUUCUAAAGGAUGGGUGUUGAGUGAAAGCAAAGUCAAAUAUGGAAGUAUUGAAUGUUCCGAGUACAAGUGUGUGAAUACUGGAUGUCCAGCUGAGAUUAGAGAAACUCGUAAUCUCAAGUGUAAGCAAGGUCAAAUUCUCAAAUCGGAGGACAUUAUUGUCAAUGGAAGAAAAUGUCCAAAAUUCAGAUGCGUCGAUGUGGUUUGUCCACUUGUUGACGAACCAAAAUGUUCUCCGGGAGAUAUUCCAGUUGAAGUCAAAACCAUUUAUCAUGGAGUUUUGUGCAAGUCCUUCAAAUGUAUUCAUGAAGAAUGUCCAACUCCAGAAAUGAAAUCUUGUGAUCCAGAAUCAGAACAACUCACAGUUGUGAAAUAUUCAACUGAUAGUGGAAGAUCAUGCUACAAAUAUGAAUGUACCAAGAGAAAGCAAACUUGUUCAAAUAUUUGUGUCAGAUACUCUGAAAGAGCUGGCAAGUGUUUGAAAUAUGUCAUGGAAGGUGAACAACAAAAAUGUAUUUCAUGGGAUUUGGUCAACCAAGGACAAUGUAUUGAACAAAAAUUCAUUAACAAGUGUAAGAGAUAUGUAGCAGGUGGUCAAACCUGUGUCAAGAAGGGACUGACUACUUCUUGUCUCAAGGAAGAAUUAAGAAAGGAAUGUACUAAAUAUGGUGAAAAAGAAGUUUGUGUUUCCUCCUCACGUGGAGCCAAGAGAACUUGUGAACGAUACGACAGUCGUGUGGUUGGAUGUCUUCAAUACAAGGCUGUCACAAAAUGUGUCUCUCGAAAGACCAUUCCACAAACUGAAUGCAAAACAGUGAGACAAUGUUUGAGACAACUUCCACCCACUCAAACUCGUUACUGUAAGGCCUAUAAGAAGCAAUGUAAAAAAGGAAAACGAGAAACCUGUACCACCACUACUUGUCCAUGCAGUAAGACUCCAAUUCGAAGAUGCAGAACUGUUUACUUUGAUGUUUGUUGUGAAAAUAAGUGCAGUGCUUGGGCCACUCGUACUGUCAAAGGAAAAUGUGCUGAAUAUGGAACUCGAAGAGUAUGCAAACCAUCCAACAAGCCCAAUUCUGUUUGUUCCAAAUAUCAAACAGUGAAUAUUUGUGUCCGACCAAAGACUGAAAAGAUUUGUACCAAGUGGCGAUCCAUUUCUGGUGGAACUUGCACCCAAACCAAGAAGAUUCCAGUGUGUUUGUCUUCGAAAUCGGUGAAAACUUGUACCAAAUAUGGACAAAAAGAAGUUUGUGAAUCUUGGGGUGUCACCAAGCCAAGAUGUGCUGAAUAUUCAUCCACUUCUGUUUGUGUGAAGAGAUCACCAGGCCAAAGAAUUUGUACCAAAUAUGUCGGUUAUGGUGGUCGACAAGUUUGUGUGGAAAAGGCAAAGGAGAAUAUUUGCGUUGAAAAUAAGACCAUUUGUACCUAUGAGUAA
Naegleria fowleri is the source of this 2115-nucleotide messenger RNA. RefSeq lists its product as uncharacterized. The coding region runs from base 1 to 2115 and encodes 704 amino acids. The transcript has a single exon. The record is from RefSeq and is a predicted model, not a curated record. NCBI's taxonomy places the organism in Eukaryota, Heterolobosea, Eutetramitea, Acrasida, Naegleriidae.